This is a messenger RNA of Vespula pensylvanica (western yellowjacket), 1843 nucleotides long. RefSeq names its product SKI/DACH domain-containing protein 1-like. The record is from RefSeq and is a predicted model, not a curated record. The transcript has a single exon. NCBI's taxonomy places the organism in Eukaryota, Metazoa, Arthropoda, Insecta, Hymenoptera, Vespidae. Bases 278 to 1045 code for a protein of 255 amino acids.
CACUAUUCGCUGAAAAGAAAAGUUAGUUCCUUACUUCGAAUAAUAGCUUGAAAGCUGAAGUGGUGCUUUUCAAAGUGGAAGGUGUUUUGUUGAACGAAAGAAGAACAAUCGAAGCAAUAAGAUUUCACCGAGCGAUCGAACGAUCGAACGAAAAAGAACGGUAAUUCAUUCCGUACACCUGGAUCAACCGAAGAAGAAUCUUUUCCGACUCGGUGCCACCGUAACCGAGUGGCGCAGGUCAUUGCCAGUGAUUCUGGUGCAUACGACUCGAUCGAAUAUGGAAGAUUCAACGAGAUUAACGGAUUCGGACGAGCAUCGUCCCGAUCACCAUCACCAUCAUCAUCAUCAUCAUCACCAUCACCAUCACCAUCACGAGUAUCGUCAACAAGAGCAACAGCCUCAUCAGCAACAGCUUCAUCGGCAACAGUCGCGUCAGCAUAAUCGCGAUCCCAGUGGUCAUAGAUUAGAGCUGAUCGACGACGAGUGUAGCACCGACAGUGGCUGCAGCAGCGGUGGUAGCAGCGGUAGCGCCGAAAGAUUGUCUCGUCGUGGUAGCGCCGAGCGUCUCUGCAGAGUCAACAGAUCUCCUAGAAGUCAUUGCUAUCUGGACAGAUUCCGUGGUCGACCGACGAGAUCGCAGGAACGAUUGUCGAGCGUGCAGAGAAGCGUCGAGCGUACACGAGCGAAGUCAUCGAGAUCAUGGAGUCCUAGCGAUGUCAGGGGACAUCAACGCGUAAGUGAAUCUCCUUCUUACUCGCCAAGUCCAUCGGACGCUCACAGUAGCAGCGAUAGCGACAGCAUGAAAAGGUCGUCCACCGCCGAGACCCUUAGACGCGCUUUCCAAACCCUCAAAAUAUCAUCGAAAUGGGAGAGCAAGGAUAAGAAGCACGCGAAAAAGAGUCCAAAGAGAAUCCUCAGAAGUCCGGUCUCAUAUACCUACGUAAGAGGACUCUCCGGUCUACCGACUCAAAGAGUGCCCAGAAACGCGACCCAGCAGCUGAUGAUGCCCUGCACUUGUCAAGACUCGAUAGGGCUCUAUCGAUAAGUUUGCUGUCCUUCCAUCGUCUCCGCUUAGAACGGAAUCCAGAGUUACAAGGUUUCUGCGAAAAGUUUGGAGAUUCGGACAUCGAGAGCAAUCUUUAUCGUCUUCCUCUUACGUUAUCUUCCUUUUGAUUCGUUCACUUCGCUUUCUUCGUAGCUUACGCUUCCGAAGAUAAAACGAAUGCGUAUAAUCGAAUGCGAAAUAUCGAAACGAAUUCAUUGAAUGGGAUCAAUCCGUAUAUGAGCCUAAUGUCGCAUCGAGACGAUCUUUUUCGAAGAAAAAUCUAAUCGACAUCCUGCCGAGAGCUCUUGGAAUUUUUCCUACUAUCGCUCUCACGGGGAACUAAACUUUUGCGAAUACUCUUUCUACGUUUAUUUCGAAAGUAUUUUAUAUGACAUACCGUAUACGUAUAUGGGAUAUAUUCAUACUUUUAUUCAAGACUUAAACAGGGAAAGACACAAAAAAAUUGACGAGCUGCGAAUUCUGUCCAACUUGCUGGAGUCUUGAAAGACUCGAAGAAUCGUUGGAUACUCGAGACUACGUGGAAGCCGAGAUUGUAAAGUAUGACUUUGCUUCUAAAGAACGGAAAUAAUUAAGAAGAAAGAACGACGACAAAAACAACUUUUUCAUCGCAUUUUUACGAGGAUCACGUAGGAUCUUUUUAAUGUCGAGCGGCUUAGUACAUCGCAAAUAUUUCACGAGGCGAUUCGUUUCUGAAAAAAAAGAAAAAAAAACAGAAAAAAUGGAGCCAAAGUUCCCUCCGCACCCAUUUAAACAUUCGUGUAUAUAUAUAUAUAUAUA